Myotis myotis is the source of this 435-nucleotide messenger RNA. Its product is annotated as elongin-C-like. Gene Ontology annotation, biological process: ubiquitin-dependent protein catabolic process. Gene Ontology annotation, molecular function: protein-macromolecule adaptor activity. NCBI's taxonomy places the organism in Eukaryota, Metazoa, Chordata, Mammalia, Chiroptera, Vespertilionidae. Bases 96 to 434 code for a protein of 112 amino acids. Gene Ontology annotation, cellular component: elongin complex. The transcript has a single exon. The record is from RefSeq and is a predicted model, not a curated record.
CACAGGGACCUGGUGCGGUGGCUGUGGCGGCUGCGGGACUGACGAGAAACUACUAAACUUCCUGUGCAAGCGAAGUAGAAUUUCGUAAGAACAUAAUGGAUGGAGAAGAGAAAACCUAUGGUGGCUGUGAAGGCCCUGAUGCCAUGUAUGUCAUAUUGAUAUCUUCAGAUGGUCAUGAAUUUAUUGUAAAAAGAGAACAUGCAUUAGCAUCAGAAACAAUAAAAGCCAUGUUGAAUGGCCCUGGUCAAUUUGCUGAGAAGGAAACUAAUGAAGUCAAUUUUAGAGAGAUCCCUUCACACCUGCUAUCAAAAGUGUGCAUGUAUUUUACUUACACGGUUCGCUACACUAACAGCUCCACGGAAAUUCCUGAAUUCCCAAUUGCACCUGAAAUUGCACUGGAACUGCUGAUGGCUGCGAACUUCCUAGAUUGUUAAA